AUGGAGAAUACAAGGGUCUUCGUCAGUGGUCUGCCGCCAUCCUGCUCGAAUGAUCAGCUCCGGAAGCAUUUUUCAACCCGCUUUCAAGUCACGGAUGCCCAUGUCCUGCCGAAACGCCGCAUGGGCUUCGUCGGCUUCAAAAGCCAGGAAGCCGCCAAACAAGCCGUGGACUAUUUCAACAGGUCUUACAUGAAGUUGUCCAAGAUCUCGGUAGACAUCGCUCGUCCGAUUGAUUCAACCGCAGUUGAGAAGGCCCAUCCAACACGGAAACAUGAUGCUGUUACCGAUAACUCGGAGAACAAGCUCAAGCGCAAGAGGGACGCCGAGGUCAAGUCCCAGGACCCAAAGCUCCAGGAAUAUCUCUCCUUGAUGCAACACUCAUCCAAGACCCGGACAUGGGCGAAUGACGAUGACACGGCAAAGGUUUCGGAGGAUCCUAUGCCUUCCACUAACCAGCCCGACGAUGAUGGUGUGGCCGAGGAGUUGCAGUCUCUACCAAAGAAAGCCAAGACCCAGGUGCCAGCUGCGCAUCCUGAGCCCAUCGUGGUCGACCAAAGUGGAGGAGACGAGAAUAAGGAUGAGGCAGAGCAAGAAGACUCGGCUCCAGGUGACGCUGAGCCGGUGUCGGAUGCAGACUGGCUGCGAUCCAAAACUAGUCGCCUCUUGGGACUUCUAGAUGAGGACGAACAGGCUGAAUUCAAUCAACCGAAAGUUGAAGAACGGGCCGACUCACCAGCAAGCAACCAUGAAGAAUCCCGCACUGCGGCAAUUGAGACCAUUGGAGCUCAACCCACAAUUAACGAUAAUAAUGAUGAUAAUGAUGAUGAUGGUGUAGCUCAAGCAACACCCGAGAACGAUCCGAAUGUUGAUCUCAUUCAUGAUUCUGCUCGGUUAUUUGUCAGGAACCUGGCUUACGAUUUAACCGAGGCGGAUCUACAGCCACUCUUUACACCUUUUGGAAAGAUCGAGGAGAUCCACGUCGCUUUCGAUACUCGCUCUACGACUAGCAAAGGCUUCGCUUACAUUCAGUAUGCCGACGCCGACGCAGCUGUGGAGGCCUAUCGAAGUCUGGACGGCAAGCAUUUCCAAGGUCGCCUUCUUCAUAUUCUGCCAGCGUCUGCCAAGAAGACAUAUAAGAUUGACGAGUACGAGCUAUCGAAGCUCCCUCUGAAAAAGCAGAAGCAAAUAAAGCGCAGGAUGGACGCGACCUCCUCCAACUUCAGUUGGAACUCGCUGUAUAUGAAUGCCGAUGCUGUCAUGUCCUCCGUAGCCGACAGACUCGGUGUCUCUAAGGCAGACCUGCUAGACCCGACCUCGUCCGACGCCGCCGUCAAACAGGCACAUGCGGAGACGCAUGUUAUCCAGGAGACGAAGGCCUACUUCGCAUCUAACGGAGUCAAUAUCGAUGCCUUCAAGCACCGAGAACGUGGAAACACGGCGAUCCUAGUGAAGAACUUUUCUUUCGGUGUGAAGAUGGGAGAAAUGAGAAAACUCUUUGAGCCCUUCGGUCAGAUCAUCCGACUACUGAUGCCGCCCAGCGGCACCAUUGCUAUUGUGGAGUUCAGUCGGCCCGACGAAGCACAAAAGGCAUUCAGGGGCCUUGCUUAUCGCAAGCUGGGUGAUUCUAUUCUCUUCCUGGAAAAAGCGCCCAAGGAUCUGUUUGAUCCCACCGCUAUUCCGCAGGCAGUUGCUCCGGAUAUUCGGGGCAAAUCUCAAGGAUUCUCUACGGCGGACACCUUCGCGGCAGAUGAACCCGAGAGCUCAGUGGCAACCUCGACACUGUUUGUUAAGAACUUGAACUUCUCCACAACCAACGAAAUUUUUGUGGAGGCCUUCCGGCCACUGGACGGCUUUAUCACAGGCCGCAUCAAGACCAAAACUGAUCCCAAACGACCCGGGCAAACACUCAGUAUGGGCUUUGGGUUUGUUGAUUUCAGGACCAAGGCUCAAGCCGAGGCUGCUCUUGCAGCCAUGAAUGGCUACAAAUUGGAUCAGCACGAGCUUGUCAUCCGUGCAUCGCACAAGGGCAUGGAUGCUGCGGAAGAGCGGCGUCGCGAGGAUACCGCCAAGAAGGUCGCAGCCCGACGGACAAAGAUCAUCAUCAAGAACUUGCCGUUCCAAGCUACCAAAAAAGACAUUUGGUCACUCUUCGGAGCCUACGGCCAACUUCGGUCUGUGCGGGUUCCCAAGAAAUUCGACCGGACGGCGCGUGGAUUUGGUUUCGCUGAUUUUGUAAGCGCCCGCGAGGCGGAAAAUGCCAUGGACGCGUUGAAAAACACGCAUCUCCUGGGCCGGAGACUGGUGCUGGAAUUCGCGAGCGAGGAGGCCGUCGAUCCCGAGGAGGAGAUCGCAAAGAUCGAGAAGAAGGUAGGGGAGCAGGUGGACAGGGUCAAGCUCCAGCAGCUUACGGGCUCGGGAAGGAAGAAAUUUACCGUAGGGGCGCAGGAGGACGAGGAGGCAUGA
Penicillium riverlandense is the source of this 2463-nucleotide messenger RNA. It is a transcript of the gene mrd1, whose product is annotated as RNA-binding ribosome biosynthesis protein MRD1. Gene Ontology annotation, cellular component: cytosol. Gene Ontology annotation, molecular function: mRNA binding. The transcript is spliced from 4 exons. Bases 1 to 2463 code for a protein of 820 amino acids. NCBI's taxonomy places the organism in Eukaryota, Fungi, Ascomycota, Eurotiomycetes, Eurotiales, Aspergillaceae. The record is from RefSeq and is a predicted model, not a curated record.